Pseudogymnoascus destructans is the source of this 4370-nucleotide messenger RNA. RefSeq lists its product as uncharacterized. The transcript is spliced from 2 exons. The record is from RefSeq and is a predicted model, not a curated record. Lineage: Eukaryota; Fungi; Ascomycota; Leotiomycetes; Thelebolales; Thelebolaceae. Gene Ontology annotation, molecular function: SUMO-specific endopeptidase activity. Gene Ontology annotation, biological process: protein desumoylation. Gene Ontology annotation, cellular component: cytoplasm; nucleus. The coding region runs from base 285 to 3857 and encodes 1190 amino acids.
GAGUUCCGGAUGAACACUCAGUUCCCGUUAUAGUUCCACGGCCAGCGCGAGAUAUGGUAAGUUCUUUUCAGGCCAUGGCAACUGGCUUCUAACAGACCUAGGUUAAACCAGGCGGACCGGGCAGGCCGUUCUCUACGUACAGGAACGGCAACAAGACUGUCGGAAGCGGGCCAGACAGACCACAACAGCGAAGCUCCCCGAAGGCAUUUAAUUUGUUUCCAGAUCGCCCCCGCCCACCAUCAGUCGACCGCGACAUUGAACAGGCAGCCAAGAGGCGGAAGAUCAUGGAUGUGUCUGGGAGCCCCGACGAAAGCGCUGACGACAUAUUAUACGAGCGAACAAGGAACACAACGGCGAGCUCUCGCCCAACAAAGACAAUCGCGAGUGGUAUCCCUCCGCUGGAAAGGAAACAUCCGGGGCGGGGGUUUGCUGUCGACGAAUUUAGGGGGGUCGAGGACACGGUGAGUGGCAGCCGACGGCGGCGACGCCCGGACGGUCAACGUUCUUCGACCCAGUCUUCUCCUGAAGCGACGAUUAUGGACGGCGAUGAAAUUCAAUACUCAGAGCUUGAAUUUGCUAAGCCACCGGAGCCAUAUAGAGGGACUGCAAAACUUUUUCCUUCAAGGGCAGAAAAGGAAAGGUAUAUAAGGAACUCCGAGCAAAGGCGGUUGGCCGAACCAAGGUCUGGACAUUUUAUUGAACCCUCCACGAAGUCGAACAUUUCAGUUUCAAAGAGGGAAGCCCCGAUCAUCCUGGAUAGGGAAAAAGAUUCUAGGCAAACUCGUGUCCGAAACCUAAGGAUUCAUGAUGGGGGCCCUCGGAAUAGUGUCGAGAGCAUCUCCGAUGAUGAGCUAUCCAUGGGCAAAUCAGGGGCAGACUUGAAGAAGACAACUACCAGGACUGUCAUGAGCCAGUUCUCGGGAAGCCCAACAUCUGGCAGUAUGAGUAGAGCCGGAGAUAUUCGGUCAAGUCUCCCGCGGCAGAACCAGCGGAAAACACUCGGCAGGGCUGGAAAGCCAAGUUCAGGAGAGCGCCCAAGGUUUCUCGUGACGUAUAUGAGAUCUGCACCAGAAAUAAUUACUCCCGUUAAAGGAGAGGAGCCAUGGUAUUUACAAUACAACCCGAUGGAGUCGCGAAUGGACGUGAUGUUGGGGGAUUUGAAUCUCACAGAGAAACGACAACAUCUAAGCUAUACCUUCGAUCCGACCGCUGUUACAAAAAUAACUUAUAGCCCCGAAAACUUCAAAGCAGCGCUGUGGGUUACUGAACGUAAUACCAUGACAGGAAGCCUGCCAAAACUUCUUCUGGAGGUUGAUAACGAAGUAUUUUACGAUUUCGUGACGUUCCUCCAGAGUAAGAGCCAGGCAUCGGCUUUCGAGGAGAGCGGUGACAAACUAGAGCGGACUUUUCUUAAUACCGGGAAAUCUUAUGAGGUAUUUCAGCGCCGCAAAGCAGAUGAUUUGAAUCUGCUGAAGCAGAGGAGGAAUCAACGGCACCAGGCAAGUGAUGCGGGCCUCACUGGCGAUGGGAAGAGGCCGGGAAAUUUUGACAGCUCUGAAGAACCGCCGAGAAGUAAAAAACUGCACGAGAGGUUGCAAAACGGAUAUUCCGACAAUGAAACUUCUAAACCUGACGGUAACUCUAUCGAAACUAAACGAAGCAUAGAACGAAGUAGAGAAUUAGGAGACGAGACCCAAUCGCGUCAGUUUGGGCGAAAUGGAAACGAUAGCGACAAUCGCCCAACAACUCGUUCAACCAGAGGCCAAAAUAGGGAAAUCCGUAUAAGUUCACCUUCCCCAGUACGCUAUACCAAUAUACAUCGGGAUUGGCAAACAUACUGGGCUGGCGGCGAUGAGCCACUCAUAUUCCCACUUGGAGGCAUGAACAAAGCCCAAGUCGAUAAGCGCGACAUAGAGCGGCUCGACGAGGGCGAGUAUUUGAACGAUAACCUCAUUACUUUCUACCUGCGGUAUCUCCAAGAGAAGACUGAGAAAGAGCGGCCGGAUGUCUUCAAGCGGGUCUUUUUCAUGAAUACGUUUUUCUACCCGCGACUUAUACAGGGUAAGGGCCGCAAGAACAUCGAUUACGACGCUGUCAAGAGGUGGACUUCAAAGGUUAACAUAUUUGGCUACGAUUAUGUUGUUGUGCCAGUCAAUGAGAACAAUCAUUGGUACGUUGCAAUCAUUUGCAAUCUGCGAAAACUACUCCUAUCUCCAGAAGAGAAAAUAUCAAAGGGGGACGAGCAGGUCCAUGAGAAAGAGGUCGUGGAUUUGGGUGACGCGGGUAAUACUACAAGCCCCGCUCAGCUUACCUCCGAACACAAGGAGGGAUCUGUGCCUCCUGAGAUGGCACGCAAGGUCAGCAGACUUUCAAUCGAUGAUAGGGUCAGUCCAGAGCAGCCCAAGGGAGCGAACCACAUCGAUGUCGAACGCAUAAAUCCAGGCACGCCAAGCCAUAUAUCGACAGCGGACGACGACACGGAUCGUCCCCAGAAAGCGACAUCAAGCGCAUCUAAGGGCCGAAAAGGGAAGAGGAAAUCCAUCCCACCCGUUCGCAAAUACAACACCGAAGAGCCGCGCAUCAUAACACUGGAUUCGUUCGGAGUGUCGCACUCUCCCACCUGCUCGAACCUCCGCGACUUCCUCAUCGCCGAGGCGAAGGAGAAGCUCGGUGUCGAGAUCACCCUCGCGCAGCCCAGCAUCGGUAUGACAGCCAAGAAUAUUCCACAGCAGGACAACUUCUGUGACUGCGGGCUGUUUCUACUAGGGUAUGUUGAGGGCUUCCUCGAUCACCCGGAUGAGACUAUCCAUAGCAUCAUGCAAGGGAGGACGGAUAUGGCGAGUAGUUUUCCGAAGAUGAACGCGCCGGACAUGCGGAAUGCAAUGAGACAGCUCAUCUUUAAGUUGCGAAGUGAGCAGACAGCAACGGAACACGCAGCUAAGAUCGCCAAGAUAGCUGCCAAGAAAGCUGGGAAGGCAAAGGAGCAGCCGGCUGGCGAGUCUAAAAGCGUUUCUUCGGCUUCGAUGUCGCCGAAACCACCUGCGCCGCCGAAACUGGAGGCCAAAGCGGUCGAGGAACUUGCCUCUGCGAUCGUGACUAAGGUGGUGCCAAAGCCGUCUGAGGAGGUGGUAGUCGAAGAGGAACAGCCUAAUAAGGAGUCCCCACCAACGUCUGAUGAGGCUGCAACAGUAGAUUCCUUCAUCGACAUCCUUGCUGGCUACGAAGCCGACACAGAAAAAGACGAGAAAGCCACCGAACCCUCACCUCCCAUCACUGCCCCUCCGAUCGAAGAGCUGCCCGGAACCCCCUGCAGCGCGACCAGGGACGAGGCAUCAAGUCCCAAGACAAGCUCCACAAAGAGCAAGUUUUUCAACGUGAAAACCAAAGGAAUGCAGCCUAAAUUCCCCUCCAAAGAUCGGAAUCGUCAACGGAAGGACGCGGGUGAGGUGUCUGUUGAGGUACCGCCGUCGACGCCGCCGCCGCGGCAGCCACAGCAGCAGAAGCGCUCUUCGCCUCGGAAUCACAUUGACAUCCCGUCGGAGUCGAGUGAGGACUCUCUCCGAAUUAAUAUGUCGCCGAGUAUUCUGGGACGCAAGGCUGCGCCUAAACACAAGGAUGAGAUUCCGGACUCGCAGGGCGAUGAUGCUAAGCAAGGUGGUGGGCGGGGUGUGGAUAAAGGCAAAGUGGUUGAAGACCUGACGGAGACGCCUAGGAUGAGGGCAGGCGAGGCGGCUCUGAAGAGGCAGAAAGAUAUGGUGGGGGUGCAGAAGAAAAAGUCGGGCGCUGGGGGGGUGUUUGGUAGCCCGAGGGAGAAGGGGAGGAAGAAGGACCCGGUGGUGGUUGAUGAUGAGGAAUAGGAUGGGCAAACUCCGAGGGAGAAGGGAGGAAGAAGGAAGAAGGAAGAAGGCACCCAGUGGCCAACCUGGUUGAUGAGGAAUAGGACGGGCAAGGGGGAGGGCGGGGGUGGUUUUUGAUAUCGAUGAACAUAGCCAUGGCGUUUUUUUUGUCUACACGGGGGAUACGGGGCAUUGGCUGGGCGCAGUUGGCAUAGCAUUUUGACCGAGGGGUGGGCGUUUUUUUAGGGAGAGCGAUAUGGGUGGAGAUAUGGGAGGAUGUUAGGGUAGUAAUGAAGUGUUGCUAUUGCCAAUGGCAUCAUCUAUUCUUUGAUUGAGUCAGAUGAGUGCGACAGAAGCUUCUUUUGUGGAGGUCGGCGUCAGCCGUCGUCGCCGAGGUUUUUCGUCACUUUUAUUUCUCAUCGCUGCCCUAUUCUCACCCUGUGCCGCGGGUAUUGCUUCCAAGGAAUUGUGAUGCUUAAUGCAUAGCCGCCUUCAUUUAUUGUUGUGGUGUUUUAUUUUUAUUUUUAUUUUUAU